Messenger RNA from Lactuca saligna, 2892 nucleotides. The record is from the annotation of a GenBank genome assembly. NCBI's taxonomy places the organism in Eukaryota, Viridiplantae, Streptophyta, Magnoliopsida, Asterales, Asteraceae.
AUAGUGAGUAAAUUGGAACUUGGAAGCGAAGAUUGAGAGUCAAAAAAAAAAAAAAAACAUUUUUCUUGCUUUAAAUUCGAUUUUAACACCUUUUAAUUCUGGGGUUUGUGUUUUUUUCAAUAUAUGAUUGUGGGUUCUCUUUUAUUAAAAGAAUUCAUCUGAAGUCAAAACCCUCUCUGUUCUUUCUUUAAUUUGCAUACACAACAAAAGUUCGCAUUUUUCUUAGUCGAAAUCCAUUUUUACGAUCAUUUGAAUUGUGGGUUUUGUUCGUAAUUCAAUAUUACAAAUUGGGUUUUCAUCAUCAAGUGAGAAACUUCGGUUUUGAAUGAUCAAAUUUGGUGAGAUUGUAGAUGAAGUUUGAGGGUGAGUGCGAGUGCGAGUGCGAGUGUUUCAAUUACAAAGCUUUUGCCGGAGAAGAUGGACCGCCGGAGUUGGCUUUGGCGGAAGAAGUCGUCGGAAAGAAGUCCCGGAGAAACUGAAAGCUCUGUAGGAUCCAUUUCUUCUCAUUCUGAGAGAUUUUCCGAUGAUCAGAUAUACUUGAAUCAGAAUUUGCAAUCGCUCGAAAUUGGAUCAAAAUCAGACCCACGUCAAAGCGAACAUAAUCAUGACGUGAAGACACUUUCAGAGAAAUUAGAGGAAGCUCUUGCGAAUAUUAAUGCCAAAGAAGAAUUGGUAAAACAACAUGUCAAAGUAGCAGAAGAGGCUGUUUCAGGAUGGGAGAAAGCUGAAAGUGAGGCGUCUUCAUUAAGGCAACAAGUUGAGAUUCUAAAUGUCAGAAACUCGACUCUUGAGGAUCGAAUUCUUCAACUCGAUGGUGCCUUGAAAGAAUGUUUGAGACAACUUCGACAAACACGAGAAGAAAAAGACCAAAUUGCCCAUGAAGCUCUCGAAAAGAAAAACUCGGAAACCGAAAGUUCUUCAAUCUCUGUUGACGUUGACCUUCUUCGUAAGCUUGAAAUGUCAGAGAAAGAAAACUCGGAUUUAAAGCUCGAGCUUUCAUCAAUGGCAGAAGAGCUUGAAAUACGACUCAUUGAAAUGGAAUUAAGCAACCAAGCUGCUGAACAAGCUAGUAAGCAACUUCUUGAUAGUGUAAAGAAGGUAGCCAAGUUGGAAGCUGAAUGUCAUAAGCUAAAAUUUUCUCUUGAAAAAGGUAAUGAUCAUCAAACAAAAGAUCGAAAAAUUCCAUCUAUAAAUGAAAGAAACCGAGUGGAAUCGUUUGUGGAGAUCGAUCUUAUGGAUGACUUUCUUGAAAUGGAAAGACUUGUAGGAUUGCCUGAAAGUAAUGAAGUUGAAGAGAGGUUAAAAAAAGAGCGUGAAGAUGAGGUUAAGGCAUCAAGAAAACGGCUUGAAGAAGCUGAGUCUAAUUUGAGUGAGCUCGAAAACGAGCUUAAGACAUCAAGAGAACGGCUUGAAGAGGCUGAAUCUAAGUCAGUUAGGCUUGAAAACGAGCUUAAUGCAUCCAGAAACCGGCUUGAAGAAUCCGAGUCCAAGUUGGGUAAGCUUGAAAAUGAGCUUAAGCCAUCAAGAAAACGGCUCAAAGAAGCUGAAUCUAAGUUGGCUGAGUAUGAAAACGAGCUAAAGGCAUCAAGACAACGGUUUGAAGAGGCUGAAUCUAAGGUGCAUGAUCGUGAAAAUGAGCUUAAGGUAUCAAGAAAUCAGCUUAAAGAGACUGAAUUCAAGUUGGAUGAGUGUGAAAAAGAACUUAGGGCAUCAAUAUAUCGACUUAAAGAAGCUGAAACAGAGUUGGAAGAUCGUGAAAACGAGCUUAAGCCAUCAAGAAAACGGCUCGAACGAGCUGAAUCCAAGUUGGCUGAGCUCGAAAAUGAGCUUAAGACAUCAAGAUACCGGCUUGAAGAGUCCGAAGCCAAGCUGGUUGUAAAUGAAAACGAGCUUCAAAAGGGUGAGUUCAAGUUGGCUGAGGUUGAAAACGAGCUUAAUGCAUCAAGAAAACGGCUUGAAGAGGCCGAAUCUAAGCUGGCUAAGCAUGAAAAUGAGCUUGAAUUAUCAAGAUACCAACUCGAAGAAGCUGAAUCCAUGUUAAGUGAGACUAAAAGUCGGCUAGAAAUGGCUGAAUCGAGACUCGAAGCUAUCUACAUAAAGAAAGAAGAAGCCGAAUCACGAGGUAAGGCAUUAGAAUCCGAGCUAGAAAUCUUGCUUAUCAAUCAUGAAAAGGAACGGGAUUUAUGGGGAAAAUCGGAAGCCAAGUGUCGGCAACUUGAACACAAGGUAACAAGACUACAACACGAACUUCGUGGUAGAAAAUCGGUAAAUCCUCCAGAAGAGCUCCGAUUCCGAAGAACGAAACAGGACAAAGAGUUAGCAAUGGCUGGAAGUAAAUUUGCCGAGUGCCAGAAGACGAUCGCAUCUCUUACUAGGCAGUUAAAAACACUCGCAACAAUUGAUGACUUCUUGAUCAAUUAACAAAUGAUGAUUCGAGUUCUCUAAACAAUAAAUUUCACUUUUGUUCGAUUCGGAUAUAGAAAAUACAUGUAGGAAAAUGAGUUUUGAUUCCCCGGGUACUAUUCUUGAUAUGGAGAGGAUGGAUAACAAUGUUUUUUUUUUUCGUACAUUUGUAUCUAUUUAUAUUAAUAACGUACAUUUUCAUAGAUUUGUAUCUAUUUCUAUAAAUAAUGUGUUGUUGCACAUAUAAGUGUCUAUGUUGUUUGUUUAGAAUCGAGGUAAUGUCCAAAUCAGUGUCACGGACUUAUGUAUGAGAGGAAGUGUUAAUGCGAUGAUGGUUGCAAUCAUUGGUUUGAAUUAAGAGACAAGAUUGUCCCACAAUGGAAAAUAAGUGAAUGGAAUUGGUGACAAUGGAAUUAGAAGGAUUAGAGAGGACUUUUGGUGUCCCUUGAUGCCGGAGUUGAUUUCGGGUAUGAGAAACGAGAAUAUGCA